UAGAGCUUAACCCGUAUCCUUACUCAUAUUAAUAUGUACACAAAGCCCGUACCACAAGCGCCAGCCAAGCGAGCCAACAGCCACCACGUUUUUGGCCUGUAGACGCUGUCCUUGACAAUGAGCAGCAACACAGCAUUGCCAAUAACGACUCAGGUCAGAUUGCAAGGCAGGCUUGCGUGAACUUCACGCUUGCCAGGUGCCAGAUGGACCUAGGUUAUGGCGGCCUGCGACGGCAGGCCUUCCACAAGCUUGCCAUACUUACGGCUCAGCGAUCUCAUCACAGAGAAGCAGAUUUUCGUCGCUUGACCUCUUCGAUUCUCCCUGCGAAAAACCAGCCGAAUGGCGUCCUCGAUGGCGUCCUCCGAGCACUUACGCCAACCUCGCGAACAUUAAUCACACUUCGAGAACUCGACAUCCUCCUCGCGUUGUGUGGUAGUGCUCACAAUAUCCACGAUCCUUCCCAUGCCGAACGUCUCGUCAACCAACUAUCUACUUACCUUCCUGAAGCGCAUGCACAACUGUUUGCUCCCUCGCCAUUUCUCCACGAGAUCAAACCCGCGCCAUGGACAGCGCUCACUUUCCAGCUGACCCAAGCUCUUCUUAUACUUGGCCUACGGUUUCCCACUCUCAAAGUCAGAGUGUCAGAGUGUCUUAAGACCUAUCUCUCCAACUGGUCACAGUCCGCCGGAGCACUAGUAUCUUUAGGCGCAGAAGAGCACGACGAAGACAAUGAAGGAGAAGCGCAAGAGGUCGCUGCUAUCACGGUGUCCUUGGUCGGCUUUUUAGAUGCGGCGGCUCUGCACGAGAACUUUUGGUCGUCCUACGAAAGGGUCGAACUCAUUCGUACCCUAGAAGAAUCCUUGUCGGACAAGUUUCUCAUAAGGGUUGAAACAGCUUCCUCUGCCAUACGGACGUCCAUAUCUGCUCACAUGAGUUCGAGAGACUGGAAGAAAUAUUUGAAAAGAUUCGCUGCUCAGGGUCUACCCGUGGGGGCCAUGAUGCUGCAGAAAGGGUUUAUGAAACUUGUGUUGGCUUGUACGUCCAGAAUGCUUUGUGAUGAGCAUACUGUUGAAUGUGGGGAUGUCCUGGAUCAGUACAUUGCUGGAACCCAUCUCGGACGCUCUAGGGACGAGGAUGUUACCGAGGACAUGAUCGAAUAUCUGGUCAGCAUCAUUUCUGAUCAGAUACGUGUCCUUGAAGACGGCUCCGAUUACUUGCAGUUAAGUUCAGCUUGGCAACAGCGUCUCGCAUUUUCAGUCAAAGCAUAUGCCCUGGAGGCUUUUCUCCAUUGUAUGAUUCUAGACGAGGAUCUGGCAGAUCCUGACGAUCUCUUCAACUGGCUAGAGGACUCCAUUGGAAACCAAGCACAGAUGGCCGACAUCAACUUGGCCGACAUUGCAUUGAAGAGCCUCGCUAUUGUGGCCAAGCACGUACCGGAAGAGGCCUCGAAUUUUGCACGUGUUCUGCUGCGGUUCAUAGUUCGUGGAACGUCAACUUCCGAAGCUGUCGCCAUUGCAGCACAGAGCCUGUCACACAUAUUGAAGAUGUUAUCUCAAGACGCUGUAAUCACCACAGUUUACUCGCUGGGCAAUGUUCUCAGCUCACAGACUGGAGCGGAAAAAACGCAUCACCCCUGGGCGGGUGGAGAAAUCAACGGUCAUCACGGAUCUCUUUCAUCCGCGUCUAAAUUGCGGACGGGAAGUGUUUUCUCUCUUUCGUUGAGCGGCGACGAGGAGACUUCUCUAGUGUGCGGAAAUGUCGCGCACGCUAUUGUGGUAAUAGCAAGGGAGUGCAAGGAUCCUCGAAUAACAGCACUUGUGCAGACAAUGAUGAUACAGAAAGUUGGAAGAAUCAGCUUGCCAGUCGAUGCUCGAAUCAUAGAGCAAUCUGCGAGACUCUCGAUUCAGGGCAAAGAGAAUGAGUUCAAAACUCUCCUUAGGCUCUACUCAAGACUUCAUCGCGAAGCUUUGCUCCAGGACAACAACCUUAUCUUCGAUGCUGUUCGGAAUGCCGAGGAGUACUUGGCCUACAACAUUGGCAGUCGGUCGCCGCUGUUCAAGAUCUUCGCGACACACUUGCUCGAGCGGAUCCUUAGCAAGGGCGAUGUCGUAGAAGGCGAGUUCAAACAGUCAGCAGAGGUCGAACAAGCAGCCAAAGAGAUAGCACCUCUUCUGAAACCACUUUCGAUUAUUGCCUCGCGACGACCUGUAUCAUCUCAGGAAGGCGGUUUCAUUGAAGAUCCUGAUAUUUUGGCCAUGAGUCGUGAAGUUUGGUACAAUAUUGCAGUUCAUGGCAUCACGCUCCAAUCUCGCAUUGGUCAGCAGUAUUACCACGAACUUCGCCUGCUGGCUAUGAAUUCCAGACCAUUAGUCGAUGACGACCGCGCCGAGCUGCUGGAGUCGGAUGUUGAACUGAACACUGUACUUCGCCGAGGAAUGAGCCCACAACACACCGCAGAACAAAGGAAGAAUCUCAUUGCUGCAAUCCCCGAGAGAGAUUCCGACGUCCGACAAUUGAGCUACCAAAAAGUAGUGUUCCUCAAUGCCGUUUUCCUCGUGGAAAGCCUUCGAGCUACCUCUGGGAGCUGUGCCGAAAUCCUUGACUACUUCACCGAUCCGACAACCCAGACCAGCCACAUGGGUUUGUGCCUCACCUCGAUCGCCAACGAGGUAGUCAAGAGGUACACCUCAAAGGUGAUUGUUGGGGGUGAGAUGGAAUUCAGUGCACCUUAUGUGUCUCGACAACUAGCCGAUAUCCUGAGUGGCUGUUGUCACAGGAGUGGCAAAAUGCAGGAGGUUGCCAGAACAGCCACGAAUCAUAUCAUCUCCUUUGCCCCCUCGGCACUCUGUCAGAAGGCUGCUUUAUUCGCCUUGCUGGAACUCUUGUCUCUCAUGUGGUCAAGCUGUCUAGACGCAGAUGUGGACGAAUAUGAAUGGAGACCAUUCCUCACAUCCACCAGGGGCAAAAUUACAAUCGAGUUGUCAGACGAUUACGCCUUCAGGAAACGCACAUUGAACACCCUGUACAGUGAUGCAAAGAAAUGGGUCGCAACUGUUAUGGGAGUGGCACCACUGGAUGUUAAAGGCCUCCUCCAGACUUACCUUUCAGAAUUCGAUGACACGGGUGCUUAUGGUCAUGUCAGCUUGGGGAGGUCUUUUGCGCUGGAGAUGGGCUCCAUGAUACCUCCACUCGAUCAUAGGCUUAGUGCACUCGACCAGAAAGGCGAUUUCACUCAUAUCAACAUGGCUUCAGACUUUAUGGCGCAGUAUACUACACGUCAAGAGUAUCGGUUCACCGGUAUACCCGACUAUCAGCUAGGCAACGUCCAUAUCGAUAAUAUUACCGGACGAAGAGCCUCAGUAGGACGGCAGGCCACUGACAAUACCUAUGUACUGAGUAAUGUACUACUCGAUUUGCACAAGCGUACAGAACACAAGACGCAUGUACAGGCUUCCGAGGUGAAGGAUGUUCUACGCCGUGCUGCGGCACUCUUGUGUCAGAGUAAGAAGUCUCAAACGACGAUAGUCCACCACCUCGUCCACAUACCUUUCCAAAUCUUUACGAAGGAGUCCAUUAAAUUGGGAAUAUCUCUUUGGCUAGGUGUCAUUCAUGAGAAUCCCAGAAUGGAGCCUAGAAUCUUGAUGGAGGCCGCCCAGGCUUGGGAGAAGACGAUUGACCGCAAGGAAGGGAUUUUCAACCCAAGUUUCCGGCACCACGACCCGUUCUAUGUCAAGGAAGAGUUUGCACCCACUGACAAGGCCGCAAUUCAAAGGCAAGCUCAGAACGCCCACAAUACUAUUUCGCCGCAUUUUCGAUUAUUACAAUUCUUCCAAAGCCAUUUCAAUUCGAUCAGGCUUGGAAGUGGAAAUACACAACGCAAUUUCGUGCGCAUGCUUGAGCGGACUUUGUUGGGCUUCAUUCACAUCAAAGGGCACCCGCUUCUACGUGAGAUGCAGUUCUCACUUGUGCACUUCGCGUUGCGAGUUCUGAAAACUAGCACUUGUAUCAGUAAGCUUUACAUGUGGAAGCUGAGGGACUUGAUUCUCUCUGUUGGCCUUCAGUGGUUCUCUCAUCCGCUGUCAUGGUCUUUUGGGGGCAACCGCUUGCAACUCAAGGCUGAAGUUCAGAUCAUGCAGGAUGUGCUUGUAUCCUUACAGAGUGCCAAACAGCCGGUCUUAGCGACUGCUGUCUCACGGAAAGACCCCCAACAGAAACAGGACCUACUCGAAGCUCUCCUCCAAAACGAGAUUACCCGUCUCAAUGUUUGGCUUGCACCUCUAGGUCAUGCAGGUCAUCAAACCCAUUCGGAGGCUCAGAUUGCAGUGUACUCUCGCACUGCAUGGCUCGAGAACCCCGCUCUAGCGGUGCAGCUUGUGUCUCGAUUUCCGAGUGAACAACUCCGCCGGGAUGUACGAUUCUUGCUUCUCAAUUUUACCGACAAAGCUUUGAACGAACCGGACGCGAUCGACCUUUUGAUUGGGGACAAACUACCGUCAGAUGUGUCCGGUCAAUUGAAAUAUCUCCUUUAUUGGGCGCCAGUUAACCCGAUGCAAGCUGUCACGUACUUCUUGCCCGCAUUCGGAAACCAUCCUUUCGUGCUUCAGUACGCUAUGGGUGCACUCGAGAGCCACUCUGUGGAUGUUACGUUCUUCUACGUUCCUCAGAUCGUACAGAGCCUUCGAUAUGAUGCCUUGGGCUAUGUCGAGCGGUACAUCAUUGAAACCGGAAAGUUUUCGCAGCUUUUUGCCCAUCAAAUCAUCUGGAACAUGAAGGCUAAUGCGUACAAAGACGAAGAUUCCCAAGAGCCAGAUUCUGUCAAACCAACGCUUGACAAGGUCAUGGACAGUUUGGUCUCCAGUUUCUCUGGCGCAGACCGAGACUUUUACCAGAGAGAGUUUGCUUUCUUCGGCGAGGUUACGGAUAUCUCGGGCAAACUCAAGCCAUUCAUCAAAAAGCCCAAGCCUGAAAAGAAAGCCAAGAUUGAAGAAGAGUUGCGCAAGAUCAAAGUUGAAGUGGGCGUCUACCUUCCAAGUAACCCUGAUGGUGUUGUUGUCGGCAUCGACCGCAAGUCGGGAAAACCGUUACAGUCUCAUGCUAAAGCACCUUACAUGGCAACCUUCAGAAUCCGCAAGACCAGAGAAACACCCGAGAACGACCCCAGAUCCAAUGCCGAGACAGCUUUCAAGGCCAUUCAUGUGCCACGCAGAGGCCACAGCCGGCAGAACACAAAUGAGAUAUCGGAUCUUGGACUUGACGACAAUCCACGAACGUACGAGGUCUGGCAGAGUGCCAUCUUCAAGGUCGGAGAUGAUUGCCGACAGGACGUCCUUGCACUGCAAAUGAUUGCGGCAUUCCGUGGCAUCUUCAAUUCGGUUGGCUUGGACGUGUAUGUGUUUCCGUACCGAGUUACGGCAACAGCCCCUGGUUGUGGAGUAAUUGACGUCCUUCCUAACUCCAUCAGUCGUGACAUGCUGGGCAGAGAGGCGGUCAACGGCCUUCACGAUUACUUUAUCACGAAGUAUGGCGGCGAGCACUCGAUCCGAUACCAGGAGGCCAGACAUGAAUUUGUGAAAAGUAUGGCUGCAUACUCGGUGAUCAGCUACCUUCUCCAGUUCAAGGACCGACACAACGGGAACAUUAUGAUCGAUGACAAGGGCCAUAUCCUUCACAUCGACUUUGGGUUCUGUUUCGACAUUGCACCAGGUGGGGUCAAGUUCGAACGAGCUCCAUUCAAGCUGACUCCCGAGAUGAUUGCGGUGAUGGGCGGAGAUGAUCCCAACAUUUCACAGUCGUACAGAUGGUUCGAAGAGCUUACGAUCAAAGCAUUCUUGUGUAGCCGGCAGUACUGCGAAAAGCUGAGUCAUCUCGUCAGCUUGAUGUUGGACAGUGGUUUGCCUUGCUUCAAGCCCGAGACGAUGCGCAACUUUAGAAACCGGUUCGUCCUUGAUAAGUCGGACAGAGAGGCGGCCGAGUUCAUGCUUGGGUGUAUUAAGAAGAGCGCGGGGAAUGUGUCUACCAAGGUCUACGACGAGUUCCAGCUUCUCACGAAUGGAAUUCCCUACUAAGAGAGAGUAGUGACAGGGCUAGGCUACUUAUUAAUAGGGUGAAAUCAGGGACAAGAAAUUAGAUGAGCUUGUAAUGGGCAGUUUUUUUUGGAUCCAUUUAGUCUCUCUGAUGUGUACACUAUCCGUUUCCGUAUCCUUAGCUAAGCCACGCACAAACAGGC
Molecule: messenger RNA, 6226 nt
Organism: Exophiala oligosperma
Lineage: Eukaryota; Fungi; Ascomycota; Eurotiomycetes; Chaetothyriales; Herpotrichiellaceae
Exons: 2
Coding region: 204-6065 (1953 amino acids)
Biological process (GO): phosphatidylinositol-mediated signaling; phosphatidylinositol phosphate biosynthetic process
Cellular component (GO): cytoplasm; plasma membrane
Molecular function (GO): 1-phosphatidylinositol 4-kinase activity
Source: RefSeq, a predicted model, not a curated record